AUGACGACGGGCGGGGCGGGAGAGCUGUGGCCAGGAGCUGGGCCGUCGAAUGCUAUUGCCGGCAGCAGCAGCAGUGGCGGUGUCUCUGCGUUACGAUAUCGCCAGCGACUUUCGCCUGGCUUGGACGAUGUGGCUCUCGGCAGCAAGCGCGGGUCAGUUGCAUCGAUCGCUUCGCCCGCUGCGCCCAGCCCGCCGCCGCACGGCCUGCCCGUCGACGAUGCGGAGGGUCACUUCAUCGUGCGGCCAGGGGACAGUGUCACUGCUCGCUACAAGAUCCUUUCGCAGCUGGGGCAGGGCACGUUCGGUAAGGUAGUCGAGUGCUACGACCGCAGCGAGCGGCGGCGCGUCGCCAUCAAGGUCAUCCGUGCGAUCCAGAAGUACCGCGAUGCGAGCCAGAUCGAAAUUCGCGUGUUGCGCACACUACGCCAGAACGACCCCAACAACGAGAAUCAGUGUAUCCACCUCCUCAGCACGUUCAGCUACCGCAAUCACGUCUGCAUCGUCUCCGAGUUGCUCGGCAAGAGCGUGUUCGACUUUUUGAAGGAGAACGAGUUCCACCCCUUCCCGUCGACGCAUAUCUGGAGCUUUGCGAAGCAGUUGCUCAAGAGCGUAGCUUUCCUCCACUCGCUCAAUCUUGUCCACACUGAUCUGAAGCCGGAGAACAUCUUGCUCGUCGAUAGCGACUACGUCAGCAAGCCGUACAGUUCGAGGUAUCCCAACUCGAAGAAAUGGCGCAUCCUGAAGAACACUGAAAUCCGCCUGAUCGACUUUGGAAGUGCUACUUUUGACAACGAGUACCACUCGGCCGUCGUCUCGACCCGACACUAUCGCGCGCCGGAGAUCAUCCUCGGCAUGGGCUGGUCAUUCCCUUGUGACGUUUGGUCGAUUGGAUGCAUCCUUGUGGAAUUCCACACAGGCGAUGCGCUCUUUCAGACACAUGACAACUUGGAGCAUCUCGCAAUGAUGGAAGCAGUGCUGGGCAUGAUGCCAGACGAUUUCCGACGCAAAGCUGAAACGUACAAGGCGGACUUGUUCAAAGAUGGGCACCUCGAUUACCCGAACGCCAAGACCAGCAAGACCAGCAAGAAAUACGUGCGAGGCAUGCGGAAGCUUUCGGACACGAUCUCUUAUUCGAGCGCAUACAACAAGCAUAAUACGCGCUUUUUGCACUUGCUCCGGAGGUUGCUCGAAUUCGAUCCGGACAAACGCAUCACAGUCGAAGAGGCGCUCUCGCAUCCUUACUUUAGCCUUCAUGCGAACGACUUUCCCGCAUGA
This is a messenger RNA of Tilletiaria anomala UBC 951, 1275 nucleotides long. RefSeq names its product kinase-like protein. Gene Ontology annotation, molecular function: protein kinase activity; ATP binding. The transcript is spliced from 5 exons. Gene Ontology annotation, biological process: protein phosphorylation. Gene Ontology annotation, cellular component: nucleus. The record is from RefSeq and is a predicted model, not a curated record. NCBI's taxonomy places the organism in Eukaryota, Fungi, Basidiomycota, Exobasidiomycetes, Georgefischeriales, Tilletiariaceae. The coding region runs from base 1 to 1275 and encodes 424 amino acids.